GACGUAUUUCCGUCUGCUGUUUCCGUUCUUGCCUGUCGUUGGUUAUCUAGCUUUGCCACUACCGUUUGCGGGUACUUUUUCUGCUUGUGCAAGAAUGGGCGAAGACAUGGCUACUCACAUGAGUGUGGUGGCGCUGAACUUCCGCGACGACGUGCGCACCAUCGACCGUUGCGGACCGUCUCUGGAGCGGAGCGUCAAGGCGCGCCUGGUGCUCGAGGGCCGCGAUCCGCCGCAGUACCGCACCAGCGUCGAGCUCCGACCCCGGCUCGUGGAGGCCGAGUACGGCGUCACGCUUGUGCUCGACGCGCCCUCCAUGGAGCCGACGGCGUACCGCGAGCACGUGAUCGUCAUGCCGCGCACGGUGGCCGUGCGCGAGGGCGAGUCGGUCUUCUGCUUCCCGCCGGCGCCGCCCCGCACCGUCUACAAGAGCACGCUGGUGUACGACACGCGGCGCGCCGACCUGUGGUACACGAGCGCGGUCGACCUGGCGGUGGUCGGCACCCUGGGCGUGCCCGUGGAGGACGCCGAAGACGACGACGAUGACGCCGUUGACGAUGCCGAUGCUGCGGCAGGCAAAGGCGACGGGUGCUUCGACACCCUGAACGGCGGAUGCGUCGACACCGACGAUGAAGAUUCCUCUUCGAGGCUGUGAUCUGCCGCGGGGCGUCCUUGAUUAACCGGAUGGAGGACGUUCGAAGAAUGGGAAAGGAAGGGGUCCGUGCAGCGAAGAAUGUCUGCGUGAAAAAGCGCACGUGGUUGGGCAGUCGAACUCGGUCACGACGAAAAGGCGUAUGCGCUUAAGAUAAAUAGUUCGCGGGUAAUUUUAUAGACCCAAACUCGCCUAUAACAAACUAACAUUUGUGUUGCGCUCAUUACAUGAGGAUUUGUUGUGUUCAGUGAAGAAGCUAGAAAGGAAACCAGCGUAUUCAAAACGAAACUAUGCAUAUAUUGGGCAACAUCUUUUUGUCUACGCUCUAAAGUGUUACUCAGCGUCAUUAAGAAUGGCGUCCUCGAUACGCGACGUUGUGCAGACCUGCUCUAGACCACACUUCAUUCAAUGUCGGCACUGUAUCGGCGAAGCACAAUCAUCGCAAAAGUGCGUCGUGAGGCGUCGGCUGAGGCGGCCCCUGUAACCUGGCCAACAUUAGUAUAGAACCAAACUAGUAAACGUUGCACUAUGGCAGUGAACGUACGCUCCAAAUUCGAUAUAUCCAAUGUCCAAUUCGCUACGAGGGAGUUAUCUUAUAUGAGAAUCGGCGAAUAAAAUUGGUUCGUUCAAUAAGAAGAAUAGCUCGCUCCGUUCGGUUUCGUUAUAUUCGUGUUCGACUGAAGGCAAAGCUGCAGGAGACGCGCCGGAAAGACGGCUGCUCCGGUUGUUGAAAAGCUGUUGAUAUGAUUCUUCGUAUACGACGAGGCGAAUAUCGAGUCGUGUUUUCUUUUUUUUUCGCCCACGCUGGCGUUCCGCGUGAGACCCGUGGUAUACAUAUACAGCACGACGUCCGAUACGAUGAGCGGCGAGCCGUAAAGACGGCUACUCUGACUGUUAGAACCAGUUAAAUGCUAGUUAGAUAUAGUUGUUGUAUACGAGUAUGGUCGGGCCUCGGAUCGCACGUGAAAUCGCGCACUCCGUGUCAGUGACCUCCGUAUUCUUUUCUGCUUCGCUAUCGGCCUUUUUGACCAGUAAUCCUUGACAGCAAGAAAUCUUGAGAACUGCCAGCAAUUAUUACCUUUGUUCCUUGUAGAGAACUCGCCAAUUAAGUCGCGCUUACUAUGAGCACAAGCGACGCGCCCAUGGAUGUUGCUCGUAGGUUAGACGGCCACAUUUUUCAUGAUGUCACGCUCUGCAGUAUUGUCUAUAUCAAUUUUGCGUCGUGGGCUCCACCGUGUUAUAACGAGAGCGGAAUCAGUGCAAUCACUUAUGCCAUGCAAACGCAAUCUUUAAAAACCCAGAGUCUUUUUUCCACAACAUUUCGCCGUUUGCGUGUUGGCCGUAACGUUGUUCUUAUGUAGGUCAGUAGUUCAGCGAGAAAGAUUCCAUGUUCACAGACCAAACUACCGGCACCCCCAUGCAGUGCUCCUCUAAAAUCGCUCGGCGUGCUUAGUUCAUGUUUAUUGCCCCUAUACACCACUGCAGUGUAACAUAAACUAAAUAUGUACUCUAUCGGCUCGAUGUUGCGCAGACAAGCUCGUAUACCCCGCCGUAUACGCAUAUCGUUUGCUAAAAUUACAUUUCGGCGUUUCACCUGCCAAAACCAUCAUUUGUUCUAGUCUCAAGUAUAUGUCGGUCAAUACUCGUAACGUAGCUACUCGUAUUGAACCAGCAACGAUAGCGCGGAUUGUUCAGACCACUUCUUGCAUUUCAUAUUGGCAGCGCAAAUUCGAGAGCCAUUUUGCUCCUUGUCGUCUUUUGUUCCGCGCUUCGUGGAGAGCGCCCCGGAACAUUGCCGUGCACAAAGAGCUUGAUCGUGCCAGUGUGUGCAAGAAUACAUGGCUCCAGCACGACGUUCGCGAUUGCGUCACCAGGUCUGCAAUACGUUCGUCUCGCUGUGACGUUUUAAAUAAAUAGAGAGCGGAAAUGAAAGAGCGCAGCUAUAUCACGAGCGUCAUGAUCACAACAAAUCUGCGCCAUUUAGGUCAUUCCGCGGUCGUUAAAAAAUUGUAUUUGCCGUGAAUCAGGCAAACGCCACUCAUAGUCGGAUCAUGGUCAAUCGCACUUGAGGCUGUAUCGAAAGAAGUUAUGAAAAAAAAAAAAAAGCUGCUAACUUCAGCCUGAAUCCGUUUGCAAGACGUUUACGCAGCAUUGGAGAAGUUGGGAAAUAUUCAAGCGUCCAACUUGAGUGCCUUGUUCUAGGAAACUGUGGGGUCAGGAAGAAACAUUUAACUUGGAUCGUGUCCUUAUGCUGGCCUUGUUCGAUUUGUGUUAGUUUCCCUUUCGCUUUCCGUCGUGUGCCAAAUCCGCCGCCAACGCAGUCUGCUGUAUGCUAGUUCAUUAUUCCAGGAAUUACGGGAACGGACCCGUCAAUAUAUUUUUCGCAAGAACUUUGGGGAAGGCAUCGUGUAGGACUAGACAAGCACAAAGUACAAAGGUAUACGGUCCACUGUUAAAGGGAACCCUCUAAUUGGAACUGAGCAGAGUGUAACGUAUGCGUUGAUGGUGUAACUUAUGGGGGGAAGAAGUGGGCUGGUGAUGUGAAGAGUUUGACAAUCAUCCUUUGACGAAUGAUUAUUUUGAAGGCGUAUUUUGCAGGCCAUUCUGUACAAAGUAGCACCCGGCGCUGUCUCGUCUUGCUUACUUUGUGCUUGUACAAUUUACGAUACGAUGCUCACACUGGAUUUCAACCGACCUGCCUAGUAACAGGUACUCUUACCUGAACUUUGAUGAAACAUUCCACGAUCCGCUUUUUGCGGGUAUGCCAUGGGUUGCUAGUGUGCAGUCACGUUUGGUACGAUAAGUUUCGAUGGCUAUAUAGUACACGUCGCAUAAUUCACGUAGAAGACCUUUGUGUUCAGAGUGGUUUAUUGUAUCGUUUCGCAGAGCUUUAGUUUCGUUUCAUUUUGUGCACUUGUACUGCCCCACAGGGUAUAUACUCCACAUAGACAUAAGCGGGGUUAUGUUGGGCAUUGCACGUGUUGAAAAAUCACUCUUAUGAUCGCGCGAACUUUACACGCAUGGCACAUUCCACGAAGUGCUUGUUUGGUGAAGGCGUACUUAGUACGUGUAUACGGUUACCUGCACAUUAAUGUUUCUUAUGAAAGUAUUCUAUUUGUAUCAUGCGUUUUCUUUGUUUGAUUUCUUCUUUUUUUUGUGCCUAUGAAGCUUUUGUUGCAAAGUUAUAUCCUAUUAAUUUGUUCGAUUUUCAAAAUAAUUUUCAUGCUUGUGCAACAACCGGGGUGUAAUUUUUCCAGCUAAAUACUAUUGCUGGGCAUUUGUGAAUGAUCAAAUGGACCAAUAAAGACGCUUUCACCAUUUUUCA
Messenger RNA from Dermacentor andersoni, 3974 nucleotides. RefSeq lists its product as uncharacterized. The record is from RefSeq and is a predicted model, not a curated record. Gene Ontology annotation, biological process: actin filament bundle organization; regulation of chondrocyte development. Gene Ontology annotation, cellular component: actin filament bundle. Gene Ontology annotation, molecular function: filamin binding. NCBI's taxonomy places the organism in Eukaryota, Metazoa, Arthropoda, Arachnida, Ixodida, Ixodidae.